Messenger RNA from Striga hermonthica, 642 nucleotides. The record is from the annotation of a GenBank genome assembly. NCBI's taxonomy places the organism in Eukaryota, Viridiplantae, Streptophyta, Magnoliopsida, Lamiales, Orobanchaceae.
ACUUGUCAUCCUCGAAAAUGAAUGUUCAAUCGGCUGCACCAUCCCAUUCUCGACGGAGAUCCAUCCCUCUGCUGCCGACGGCCAAAUUCUCCUCAAGUUUUUCGACGUCUGCACUUGGUGGUGAUAAAUCAUAUAUAGAGGAUCCAGCGCAUUUCACCGACAAUUUCUUUGAAAUUCCUGUAUGUGCGGUAUCAAUGACUUACAUGAACACAUACGUGGACAGGAAAUUGCAUGAGAAUUCAUAUUGGGUCUCGAUGCAUCCAGCCGUGGCAGAUUUCUGUUUUCAUUGGAUGGAUCAGGCCCAGCAGACGUAUCUUGGGUCUGAGUAUCAAAAACCUUCAUCUUACCUGACGAAGAAGCAACGUAGACAAAGAGUAAAUGUUGAGCAGCGAGAAUUCAACCACAGAUUUCGUAGUAUCUCGGACGAUGAGGAGAAACUUGUUAUGUUGGCUGAGGCUUUUCCCAAUCUGGGGAUAAAGAUAUUAGAAUCCGAUCUCGUGAUCCGUGUUGAUAGAUUGGUACCUACCAAUACCUAUUUGAAGUUCCUGAACAAGAAGUACAAUUACCAUGGCCUAAAUUUGAAGCUACCGGUCGAUAAAUAUUUUCUGUCGGCGAUUUUUUUCCAUCGCAAACUGGCUCCUG